CCGAGCCGUAACCCACACCGCUAACGAGGCGAGACGUGCGGGCUGCGCCGCGACGCGUGCCGUCGUUUAAAAGCAACAACUGUCGUCGGUCGCGUCAGUGCCGUGACCGACGCUGCGAAGGACGGGGACGUUUCACAUCAGCGUAACGACGCGCGCUACUCGAUACUCACGCGGAGUUUACGUGAGAUUUUCCCGUUGGGUUGGUGUUUGGGGUUGUUGCGUUUUUGGGGGAAUGGAGAUGGGGCGUCGUAGGAUUUUGGAGAUGGAGAGAGAUUCAUUCCGAACGCCCCAUAGUUUAUUGUGAAGUUAAACAUUUUCAAUGAACACUAUUCCUACAAAAACAUGACGUCCCAUGUACUUGUAAGCCAAAUGAAGUUCCAACAGUCAACCAAGUAUAGCACCAUGUCAAACGACAGUUACUCCUAUUAUAAAGAACUGGAGGAGAUAAAUGCAGACAGGAUUGUAAACGAGAGCAAACUCCUACUGGAGAAAUAUGUGAGAAAUAGGGCGAUAGAUGAACCAGCUUACACAACACUCAUUGUUAUGUAUGGCAUCCUUAUUGUGGUAGGAGCUCUUGGCAAUACUUUGGUGAUCAUUUCAGUGGUAAGAAAAGCCGCCAUGAGAACCCCAAGAAACAUGUUCAUAUUGAACUUGGCAAUCUCUGAUCUGCUGUUGUGUACCAUUACGAUGCCACUAACACUGAUGGAGAUUUUGACGAAGUAUUUUCCGCUUGGUGACAACGAAUUUGUCUGUAAGAUAAUUGGCACUCUUCAAGCAAUGAGUACUUUCGUCUCAACGAUUUCCAUAACUGCAAUAGCCCUCGAUAGAUAUCAGGUCAUCGUCUAUCCCACCAAAGUCAGCCUUCAGAUAUAUGGCGCUGGCAUCGUUCUCCUCGUUAUUUGGCUGGUGGCACUUAUUUUGGCAUUGCCCCUUUUCAUCUACAAGAAGCUGGAACACCAGAACAUAACACUAACGGACGAAAUUGAUGGUCUGAACUUCUGCAUCGAGAAUUGGCCGGACGAGCAUGGAAGGGCUUAUUACUCCUUAUUUUCUUUGACGUUCCUGUAUAUAUUGCCCAUCACUAUAAUAACGGUCGUAUACGCAAGGAUAUCCUACAAGCUCCGAUACCGCUUCGAUCGCGGCUUCACCAGCGAGGAAAACACCCAGAACAACCGGCGUCAACUUCGAGGUAGAAGACUCCACAAAACGAACCUACUCCUCACAGCCAUCUCCCUAGUUUUCUGCAUCAGCUGGAUGCCUCUCAACCUCUUCAACCUGAUCGCCGACCUCCACUACAACUCCCAGGAGGUCAACUUCACCUCCCAGAAGAUGAUAGUGGCCUACGCCAUGUGUCAUCUGAUGGGCAUGUCAUCAGCCUGUUCCAACCCUGUUCUGUACGGUUGUCUGAACGAUAACUUCAUGAAGGAGUUUAAGGACAUCUUAGGGAUAACGGCUUGUUGUAAGGCAAAGGAAGGAGAAGGACAAAAGCGGCUCUCCAGGAAAUCCUUGAAGAAAGAUGGGAGAGCAGAGCUGGUAACUGCAGCUACGGAUUAUCAGCAAUGCAACACUCACAAACCCAACGCGAACUGCUUGUCAAUUCCCCGUCAAUACAUCGAAGAGUCCCCGAUGUUAUGACCAAUCACGGGAUGCCUUGAGUUCGUGCUGACUGACAGAUUUUUAUUACCUAUCCAAACUUUGCUCGUUUAGUGGAUUUUAUGUAAGUGAAAUUGUGUCACAUAUUUUGUAAAAAUUGAAGACUUGUUUCGUGUUGUAAUUUUAAGAAUAAAUGCAGAAAAUAUAGGGAAUUAAGAAAGUAGUUUCGAUUCACAUUUUUAUAAUGUUGGUAUUCUGUAUAGUAUGAAUGAAGAAAAGGUUGCCAACGAUCUUUCUGAACUCUUUUUGAACGGAAGGGCUUCAAAUUCAUAAACUUCUACAAACUAUUUAAAUUAUUCUGAAGUGUUCAUGUGAAUUUGAUGCCAUUUCAUCAUUGAAUAAUCUGGGUAGUAUACAUUGUGAAUUUAUGUACUUUAUGCAUCAAAUAUAAUGUUUUUAUAA
Messenger RNA from Harmonia axyridis, 2055 nucleotides. RefSeq names its product neuropeptide F receptor (gene NPFR). The record is from RefSeq and is a predicted model, not a curated record. The transcript has 6 exons. Bases 343 to 1635 code for a protein of 430 amino acids. Lineage: Eukaryota; Metazoa; Arthropoda; Insecta; Coleoptera; Coccinellidae. Gene Ontology annotation, cellular component: membrane. Gene Ontology annotation, molecular function: neuropeptide Y receptor activity. Gene Ontology annotation, biological process: G protein-coupled receptor signaling pathway.